Molecule: messenger RNA, 4512 nt
Organism: Colletotrichum costaricense
Lineage: Eukaryota; Fungi; Ascomycota; Sordariomycetes; Glomerellales; Glomerellaceae
Exons: 6
Coding region: 1-4512 (1503 amino acids)
Source: RefSeq, a predicted model, not a curated record
AUGGCGCAAGCAAGGAUGCCUGAACUGGCCGAUAUGGUCAGAAGGCAAUAUCACAGGUUCCCUUCCGAUACGUGGGAAGCUACACGUCUCGCACUCGAUAACCCAGAACCCCAUCGCCUCUUCGAACACAUAGAGACACUCAUCUCCACACGCAAGAUCGAUGCGAUUCUUCAUAGUAAUGCGGACUUCCGCGGGCUCAUGGCAAGUCUGUACGGUCAACGGUACGAGUGGCUUCAAGAUGCGGACCUCGGAGACGCUCGUUGGGGGGUGACCCAAGAAGAGGGCGUCGAGGAUCUCGCCGCGCAAGCCAAGGCAGCCGAAGACGACGGUCGGAGUUUGGAAAACCGGAAGAGAGAUAUCAUGCUCAGGAAGCUUGUCGAAGGCGGCGACGAUCUAGAAAGGUGGGCCAAGGUCCUGGGUUUCGAGGGCACCAGCUUCUCCCAGGCCGAGAUCGAAGCCGUCGCAGCAAAGAUGAGGACCGAAUCUGGAUUGGUGGAAGGCGAAGGCCGUCCUGCUUAUGGUGUGGGAGAGGAGAGAGAGGGCAUCGGCGGCCCGGAUACCACUGGGUGUCUGGACGGACCCGAAGGUACGUACGGUCCUUCGACGUACGCAGGUCAGUCGAGCCUCCUCGCCGACGAAGAGCCGGUCCAGCCUGAGUCAGUACCGCGAGCCCCUGCCGAGGGCGGAGAGGCACCCAGGAACCCCUUUACGACGGAGUGGCGUGCCCGCGAUAACCCCGGAAACUGGAAGUGGCCGCAGACCCUUGACCCCUAUUACAGCAGCAACCAUUUCAUCAGGAGGUCGACGAAGUACAAGCAUCCUGAACGGAACUCUCCACCAGACGAUGACGAUGAUGAAGAGGAAGACGAGGAGGAAGAUAACGAGGAUGACUCAGCUCAGGAAUGGGAAAGAGAUGAUUCUGAGGGUGAAAGGAUGCCCCCGAUAACAUCAACUCGAGGCGAGGGUUCUCGCAGCAGCCAAAAAGACAAGGGCCGAAAAGGUUCACGGUUACGUCCACCAAAGACCAGCCGUCCGACUACCACCGAAAGACUGCCUAGAGGCAGUGAGGAAGGAAGAGCUUCUGUUCGCUUCUCGGGAGUUACGGAGUCGCCUCCAAAGCCUCAAGGUCCUGUGAAAUCCCCUUUCGUUUUGGACACCAGGGCAACGCCUCCGCGCGAUGAUACGACUGCCCCCUAUAUCACCGUCGCCGGCACAUCAUCAUCCACUGGGCAUCGUUUACCCGCAAGCCGAUCUGGACGCGGCAGUCGUCUCGUGAGAAACUCUGCCCUCGCCCCUCCAUCGACACAACCCCCUCGUAUCUUCACUCCCGUUAGAGAAAUCUAUGUUUCCGAAUCCGCAUCGCCCAGCACCGCAUCAGAGGCAUCCGACGUCGAUAUGGUCGACCCCGAACCCGAAGAUGCCGAUGCUGCUGCUACCACUACCACUAGAAACGACGGCGAGACCUCUGAAGACCUCCGCAGCAGACCCUACGACAGCCAGUGGCUCAUCAACUGGUUCAGACAAGACCCCGCCACCACGGAAGAGGACCUGCGCAUGAUCGACUACAAGGGCUGGCGCGUCCCCGCACCCAAACUCCAGCUCGUCCGCAUCAAAAACUUCCUCGCGGACGAGGACAUUGACCGCACCCUCGACUGGGAGCGCAAGUGUGCCGAGAUUGGCGAGUUCUUGCAGUACUGCAUCCGCAUGGACGGCGUCACCGAAAAGGACUGGUACGUCGACCUCCGCGAGGCGAUCAGCAUGCUGCGUACCCACAAGCUGUUCGAAGAGCACCACUACGGCACGAAGAAGCUCGUCGUCGAUUUCCCCAAAAUGGGCGCCGUCAGCACGCGACUGCCACCCUUACUCGACGGGCGCGACAUCGUCGUCGAGAAGAGGGCUAGGGAUCCCGUGCGGCCUCGUUACCUCCUACACCGCGUGCCCGAGUCCGUCCAGGACGUCGACUACCAGAUCCCCGGGCCGCUGCUACGAAUGGCAUUUCUCAAGUGGUUCCGCGAGGACGGGAACCUCGUGUGGGCCGCGGACCCGAACAGCGACGAGGCGCCCGGCUCGGGAGAGCGCGGGCAGAGGUUCGGGUACGAGCCAGACUUCAACAUGGCGCUCACGGAAGACGAGUGGUUCGCAAAAUGCAUGACGGGAGGGCCCGAGACGACCUCGGACGAGCUCCACGGCGAGGCCAACUUUUACCUCCUCAUGGACGAGUACGUCGGCGGCGAGGUCAACACGUACGAGGACGAGGGCAAGACGCGCAAGUUGCAGAAAUUCUACCCCGAGGGCGAGACGCAGCAGCGCUUCGCCCGUUUUCGCGGAGCAAAGCGCGCGGCGCUGCAGCAGUGUCUCUCGCAUUUCAACAGCGAGGAGAACGUGGCGCUCGCGAGUCCCUUUCGAAAACUGGUGCUGCCGCUGACCAAGAGGGAGAAGGCGGCUGCGCUGGCUGAUGCGAGGCGGGAUAUCGUGUACAAGCCUCACUCUGUCAAGGCGCCGCCGCCGGGGACCAAGCUUGACCCGCUCGGUAUCACGUACUGGCAUAGCCAGAUGCAGGCUGCCAAUCGCGACCGCGCGUAUACAUUGUGGAAGAAAACGGUGCGUAGUAACGAGAAGAUGCUGGAGGACAUGGGGGUCGACAAGGACACGGUGAGGCUCCCCGAGCAGCUGUACGGUCCCGUCACACCCUGGCAUUUCUUGAGGAAGAGCGAGAGGAGGGUGCUCAUCGACUUUCAUCACCUGCGCAUCCUCCGCGAGAAACUCACGAGUGCGUACAAUAAAGAUCCGCGGGAGAUGCUCGAGGGCGUGAUCAAGAACAUCGAGUACGGGCUCAAGGGGGCGCCCUCGUGGGACGUGGAGGAGGUCCUGGCUGCCCAUCGGGAGAAGAACGGCGGACACUGUCGCCCCCUCAAACAAUGGGAGGUGGAUUGGCUAAAGUUUGUCUGCGGGCCGUCCACGACGGUCAAGGCCCAGCAGUCGGUGCUCCCGAAGCUGGGGCGCGACUUUGACGUGUUUGUCGCGCGGAUGCAGGCGCUGCUGAACGAGCCGAGCCAGGUGUGUCUCUUUGCGGGGCAGGAUCGCAAGAACACGCUGCCGCGGGUUGCCGGUGCCCUCAACGACGGGAUUCGAACGGGCGACUAUUUCUUCACUGAUGAUUUGGUGAAUAAGUACAGCAAGGUGCUGGCCGAAUAUGGAAGACUCACCUACGAACGCUCAGAAACUGGCGAGGUCUCCAUAAGCCGACCCAAAAACGACUGGCACCCAGAACACCGCAUGAACUGGGACAUAGGCACCGACUGGGCCCAAGAAACGGACCAGAACAAGCUCUUGUACCACCGCCUCAACGUUCCAAACCCAUUCGGCACGUGGGAAUGGCCCUCGGCUUUCGCAAAGUUGGACGAGAUCAACCUGACGCGCACGCUGACAAAGGAGCUCCUCUGGACCCUCGGCUACCGCCUCGGCGUCGAGCUCGCCAGGUGCGUCGUGAACCUCCCCAUCAUCAGCCAGCGCCUUAAUCACGGCAACGACUGGGAGUACCGCAAGACGCAGCUGCAGGACGUCCUGGGCAUGUGGGGCAGCAGCUUCUCGCGGGACAGGCCCGGUGAGGAGGACACGGUCACGCCGCGGGUGUCGUACAAGAGCGUCGUAAAGGCAGGCGAGCCGCAGACGUGGACGGAGGAGAUGACGGAGGAAGAAGCGCGCGAGGUCGUCCGGCGGGGCAUCAUAGACGAGCUCUCGCGGGGCCACGGGACGCUGUGGCCCAGUCGGCCGCGGUGGUUCCACAGGCGCCGGGACGACAAGCGCUUCAUGACGCUGCACCGCGAGCGGAUCUGGGACUGGGCGUCUCCCGGCGUGUGCGGUAAGACGAAGCGGCAAUUCUUUUCGAUGAACCGGUGGCCGGUGCAUCUGCAGAGCAGAGAGCGGCAGGAAGAGAUCAGGCGGAGCGUGACGGACGAGGGGUUGCGGAAGCAGGCCGAGGCCGACGAGCUGCGGACGAAGAUGGCGAGGCUCGCGGAGAGCGUGAGGCCUACUGCGGACGAGAUUCGGCAGACGCAGAUAGCGCAGAUGCUUUCUGUGCCGUAUCAUGUUGGCGACGAUCGGAGGACCGAGUUUUUCCCUGGUGUGACGGAGUACUGGGGUGGCGAUACCGAGUCGCAGAGGCGGGAUCUUGAGAGGCGUGCGGAGGCGAUGAUUAAUGAAGAGCUAUUUCCCAACGACGGCAUUGCGCCUCGCGGAACGGGAUGGAUCAGUCGUGAGGCGGUCCAGACGCCCGGCGCUGAAAUCCCUGAAUUGAUAGAAAUUGAUCCGGACCUGGUGCCGAGAAGCGUUCCGGCCUGGGUCCCCUCGGGGCGAAGGACGUCGUCGGUAGCGGGUGGGGCUAGUGCGGAGGAAACUCAGCCGACGCCGGCGACGGGCCGGCAGUCGCUGUUCCCACCACGGCAUCCACCGCGGCAGAGACGAGUGCGAUUUAACGUCGCGGCUCAGGAGGGUAGCGAUUCGGAGAAGUAG